CACUUCCCAUUGGUUUCCUUUCUUGUUGAAAUAACCAUUUAAAGCUGAUUCUAGCAACAGUGCAUAAUUAUUAAUUAUUUGACUUCGUUCUGGGAAAGGUUCCAUUGCGAAUAUAGCCAGUGAUUAACAUUUUCCAACAAUUAUUAUCAUCUGAAGAAAUGGCUCCUGCAUAUAAAUUAACCUACUUCCCAGUGGAGGCCCUCGCCGAACCCAUCAGAUUCCUCCUCAACUACGGCGGAAUCGAAUUUGAGGACCACCGCUUCGACCGCGAAAACUGGCCCCAACUCAAACCCAACAUGCCCUUUGGCCAAGUCCCCAUUUUGGAAUACAACGGGAAGGUGGCACACCAAAGUGUUGCCAUGGCUAGAUUUUUCGCCAAAAAGGUCAAACUAGUCGGCAAUGACGAUUGGGAAGAUCUGGAAAUCGACGCCAUCGUGGACACCAUCAGCGAUUUGCGCCAAAAAAUCGCCCUUUACCAUUACGAGCAAAACGAAGCUGUUAAGGAAUCUAGGAAAGAGCCCCUAUUUAAGGAGACCAUCCCUUAUUACUUGCAACGUCUGGAUGCCAUUGUCAAGGCUAACAAUGGACAUCUUGCCGUUGGAAAGCUAACAUGGGCCGAUUUAUUCUUUGUUGCCCUGUUGAAAUAUCUGUGUUUUAUGUGCGGUAGCGACAUAAUCGCCGACUAUCCGAACCUUGUUGCUUUGAAAAAAAGCGUUUUGGAAAUACCAGCAAUCAAGAACUGGGUAGAGAAGCGUCCGAAGUCUGACAUGUAACGCGAAUAAGCACCAUUAAUAAGACAACUACUUGUAAUAAUAAAUUUAAUAAAUCAAUAAAGUAUAA
Tribolium castaneum (red flour beetle) is the source of this 840-nucleotide messenger RNA. RefSeq names its product glutathione S-transferase. NCBI's taxonomy places the organism in Eukaryota, Metazoa, Arthropoda, Insecta, Coleoptera, Tenebrionidae. The transcript is spliced from 5 exons. Gene Ontology annotation, molecular function: glutathione transferase activity. Gene Ontology annotation, biological process: glutathione metabolic process. The coding region runs from base 159 to 773 and encodes 204 amino acids. The record is from RefSeq and is a predicted model, not a curated record.